CCCCCCCUCCGCGGCCUCCGGCCCCACCAGCGCUCAGACAAUGACUUCAUGCGGAUUAUGCAUCUGAAGAAAUCACCAGCUCCCAGAUAGCCACAGGGGGAGGUAUCCAUGUGUUUGGCAGGCAAGGAGCCUCCUGCUCGCCUUCCUUCUCCUCCUCUUAUCUCCCCGCACACGGCAGCUGCCUCCUCUCCGGCGAUGGUCGCCUGCGGUCCCCCCGCCCGGCGCUGAGCGCGGCCCCGGCGCAUCCCCGCUCCCACGCUUGCACCAAGAGUGGCCACCCCGGGGUGCUGGCACUGACCAUGAUGGACCUGAAAGUGGACGAGGAGGAGGUGGACAGCGGGCAGCCCGUCAGCAUCCAGGCCUUCGCCAGCAGCUCCACCCUGCACGGGCUCUCGCACAUCUUCUCCUACGAGCGGCUGUCGCUGAAGCGCGUGGUCUGGGCUCUUUGCUUCCUGGGCUCGCUGGCCCUGCUGGCCCUGGUCUGCACCAACCGCAUCCAGUACUACUUCCUGUACCCCCACGUCACCAAGCUGGACGAGGUGGCGGCCACCAGGCUGACCUUCCCUGCUGUCACCUUCUGCAACCUCAACGAGUUCCGCUUCAGCCGAGUGACCAAGAAUGACCUGUACCAUGCUGGAGAGCUGCUGGCCUUGCUCAAUAACAGAUACGAGAUCCCAGACAUCCAGACAGCCGACGAGAAGCAGCUGGAGAUCCUGCAGGACAAGGCCAACUUCCGAAACUUCAAGCCCAAACCUUUCAACAUGCUGGAGUUUUAUGACCGGGCUGGCCACGACAUCCGGGAGAUGCUGCUGUCCUGCUUCUUCCGUGGGGAGCAGUGCACCCCCGAAGACUUCAAAGUGGUCUUCACCCGCUAUGGGAAGUGCUACACCUUCAACGCGGGGCAGGACGGGAAGCCCCGGCUCAUCACCAUGAAGGGGGGCACUGGCAAUGGCCUGGAGAUCAUGCUGGACAUCCAGCAGGACGAGUACCUGCCAGUGUGGGGGGAAACAGAUGAGACCUCGUUCGAAGCCGGGAUCAAGGUGCAGAUCCACAGCCAGGACGAGCCCCCACUGAUCGACCAGCUGGGCUUCGGGGUGGCUCCAGGCUUCCAGACCUUUGUGUCCUGCCAGGAGCAGCGGCUCAUCUACCUGCCGCCUCCCUGGGGCGACUGCAAGGCCGUGGCGGGCGACUCGGAGUUCUACGACACCUACAGCAUCACGGCGUGCCGGAUCGACUGCGAGACCCGCUACCUGGUGGAGAACUGCAACUGCCGCAUGGUGCACAUGCCAGGCGACGCCCCUUACUGCACCCCGGAGCAGUACAAGGAGUGCGCGGACCCCGCCCUGGAUUUCCUGGUGGAGAAGGACAAUGAGUAUUGCAUCUGCGAGAUGCCCUGCAACAUGACCCGCUACGGCAAAGAGCUCUCCAUGGUGAAGAUCCCCAGCAAAGCCUCGGCCAAAUACCUGGCCAAGAAGUACAACAAAUCAGAGCAGUACAUUGGGGAGAACAUCCUGGUGCUGGAUAUCUUCUUCGAAGCGCUGAACUACGAGACCAUCGAGCAGAAGAAGGCGUACGAGGUGGCCGGUUUGCUGGGUGACAUCGGGGGGCAGAUGGGGCUGUUCAUUGGGGCCAGCAUCCUCACAGUGCUGGAGCUGUUUGACUACGCCUACGAGGUGAUCAAGCACCGGCUGUGCCGGAGGGGAAAAUGCCGCAAGAACCACAAGAGGAACAACACGGACAAGGGCGUGGCGCUGAGCAUGGACGACGUGAAGCGCCACAAUCCCUGUGAGAGCAUACGGGGGCACCCAGCAGGCAUGACGUACGCAGCCAACAUCCUACCUCACCACCCGGCCCGGGGCACCUUCGAGGACUUCACCUGCUAACCGACGUCUGGAUGUACAACCUGAGCUACCAAAGCCCUGCCAGAGCUGCCCUUCUCCCCGGAGAGACACAUCCGGGGGACCUUUGCUCCUCGGCACGGUGGGACACGGACGAGAGCCUCGGAUUUCGGGGCGGGCAGCGGGGUGGGGCAAUGCCAGCGCCUGCCCUGCUCCUUCAGAGACUCCAGGAUGCUCCAGCCCGGCCGGGAGCGACACACGCACAGCGGGCCAGGGCACGGGUCUGCCCCGCCUCCCCCUUGGCUCCCCUCGGCCUUUUUAACUAAAACCCAGAAGCCAAGAAGAAGCAGCCGUUCGGCCGCGGUCUCCAUCCACAGCCCUGUCCGUCUGUCCUCCGUCGUCUCCAUGCUCGUCCUGCUCCCACGCCUUGGCAGCGCCUGCCGGGCCCCUGUGCCUGGUGGGGGGAUCCUGGGGAGCCCCGGCACGGGGCAGGGAGGGAGUCCCCAGAGAGCUCCUCUGGCCCCCGGGACCUGAAUCGGUGCAGAACAUCUUCCCUGGUGCAGAACAUCUUCCCUGGCCCCAGCCCUGGGAUCAGCCCCGGGAUCAACCCUGGCCCCAAGCCCCAGGAUCAGCCCCUGGAUCAGCCCUGGGAUCAGCCCGGGGAUCAACCCCAGGAU
This is a messenger RNA of Ficedula albicollis (Collared flycatcher), 2515 nucleotides long. It is a transcript of the gene ASIC1, whose product is annotated as acid sensing ion channel subunit 1. NCBI's taxonomy places the organism in Eukaryota, Metazoa, Chordata, Aves, Passeriformes, Muscicapidae. The record is from RefSeq and is a predicted model, not a curated record. Gene Ontology annotation, cellular component: membrane. The transcript is spliced from 12 exons. The coding region runs from base 300 to 1883 and encodes 527 amino acids. Gene Ontology annotation, biological process: sodium ion transmembrane transport.